Notechis scutatus (mainland tiger snake) is the source of this 870-nucleotide messenger RNA. The record is from RefSeq and is a predicted model, not a curated record. NCBI's taxonomy places the organism in Eukaryota, Metazoa, Chordata, Lepidosauria, Squamata, Elapidae.
GGAUCCGCGGAAGAGGAAUGCCUACUGAUUCCGGAGGAAGAGGCGGAACUCCGGCUGAUCCUCGUGGGGAAAUCCGGCGGCGGGAAAAGCGCCACGGGGAACACCAUCCUCGGCCGGGAGGCCUUCAAGUCCCUCCUGGAAGGAAAGGCCACCACCCUGCGGUGCCAGAAAGGAGAGGGGACGUGGCAGGACCGGAAGAUCUCCGUCGUCGACACUCCCGACCUUUUCCACCGCAAAACCUACAAUGUGGGCAUGCGGCGGGAGAUCGCGGCGUGCGCCGAGCUCUCCCGGCCCGGCCCCCAUGCCCUGAUUUUGGUCACCCAGGUGGGGCGCUUCAUCGACAAAGAUGACGCCGCCGUUCAGCGGGUCCGGGAGAUCUUUGGGGCCCGCUCGGCCAAGCACACCAUCGUCCUCUUCACCUGCGUGGAGGAUUUGGCCGGGAACCCGCUUCAGGAGUACGUCCGGCAAUCCGACAACUGGAGUCUGCGGCGACUGAUCAGGCAGUGCGGGAACCGCUUCUGCGGGUUCAACAACCGGGCCCAGGGCGACGAGCGAGAGAGGCAGGUCGCGGAGCUGAUGGCAAUGGUGCAGGGCGUCGUUGCGGCGAACCGGGGGCGAUACUACGCCGGCGGGUUGUACAAACUGUGCACCAUCCAGGACGCGCAGCUCCUAGCGUUCCUGAACCAGAGCCAAACGGGCGAAGAAAUGUCGGCCUCCGGAUCCCGGGGCUGUCCUGAAACAUUUGAGGAAAUGUUGGCCUCCGAAUCCCGGGGUUGUCCGAAAUGGGUGUCAAAGGGAAAGAUCAUCGCGGUUUUUGGCGUCGUACUGGCCAUUGUGAUCACGAUUAUUCUCUGUGUCCAGUUUUGGUGA